GGUUAUUAUGUUUGAUUUGGACCUUUUUUUAAAAAUUUUUUUUUGGCAUGAGACUUAGUAGUAAUAAUAUUUAUUUUUCUUCAUCCAUUAUUUUAGAGAAUUUGAUUUUCUUUAACAAUUAUGGCUUUAGAUUGUACUUUGUGUUAUACUGAUCUUGUUGAUUUUUGAUGUGGUUUGCUUGUUCUUAGGGGAGUACAUUGCAAUUGUGGCUUCUUGAACACCAUAAUCCAUAGAACAGAGUUUCCGGACACACCAUUUUUGGGUAUAUACCAGUUAAAACGACCAAAACGAAAGUCCAACCCAAAAUUAUAAUCACUCACACACACAUAUACAUACAUUUCCUAUGUUACUUAGCAACUCCUUACAACGAAAUAAUUUUUUGGAAGAGAGGAAGAAGCAAUGAGUUCAUGCACUUCAAUCAGAGCAUUCGGCGGCAUUUUCUUUCACAGAUUCUGCAAUGGGGUUUCCCCCAGAUACCCAAAUUCCAUCAUCUUCCAUGGGAAUGGCUUUCUGGGCAAGAGCUUACCGGCAUUAUCUCCGUCUUCGUCUUCAUGGGCUCGGGUUUUUCAUAAUGGAUGUAGCAGUAGCAGCAGUAGUACUGGGGUCAGGACUAUAUGGACUGUCUCUCCUCUCUGCAUGGGCAGGCGUUCCAGCAAAAUAGCUGGAAGAAAGGGGGCUCAAGAUGCCAAGAAGGCAAAGCUGUAUGCCAGGAUUGGAAAGGAAGUAGUUUCUGCCGUGAAAAAAGGUGGCCCAAGUCCUGUAUCAAACUCAACCCUGGCUGCUAUACUUGAGAAAGCCAAGGAGCUCGAUGUGCCAAAGGAUAUUUUGGAGAGGAACAUUAAGAGAGCUUCUGAGAAGGGUCAAGAAGCUUACAUUGAGAAAAUCUACGAGGUAUAUGGUUUUGCUGGGGUCAGUAUUGUAGUUGAGGUUCUGACAGACAAGAUAACUCGAUCAGUGGCAGCUGUUAGAGAGGUAGUGAAGGACUGUGGCGGAAAGAUGGCUGACCCAGGAUCUGUGGUGUUUAAGUUCAGACGUGCUCGAGUUGUAAACAUAAAAGCCUCGGAUGUUGACAAGGAUCAACUCCUUGAUAUUGCAUUAGAUGCUGGCGCUGAGGAUGUUAUUGAACCUCCAGUGUAUGAAGAUGAUAUUGAUGAAGAUACUUCAGAGAGCUACUAUAAAAUUGUAAGCUCUUCAGAAAACUACUCUGCAAUACUGUCAAAACUACGCGAGGAAGGAAUAAGUUUUGAGACUGAUAAUGGUUCUGAAUUGAUUCCAGUUAGUACUAUUGAGGUUGAUGAUGAGGCUAUGGAGUUAAACAAGGAGCUUAUGACCAAAUUACUUGACCUUGAUGAUGUUGACGCUGUUUAUACAGAUCAGAAGUGAUGAAGACCCUCUAAUAUCAGCCAUGGAGCCCGUACGGAAGACCAUAGGGAAACUUUGCUCGGGCAAUCUCUUCAAAGGUGGAUCCAUCUAACAGCAGUGCAUAUCCACCUCCAUUUUUCUCACUAACCAUCGAUAUUACUACACCUGCAAUAUAUAGAGAUAAAUAAUUGAGUUAUUGGUGAAAAUAGACCCCUUUUAAUGCUCUAUGUAAAGUGACAUUUUUUUAAUAAUUUUUUGUAAAAUAGCUUCUAGACAGGUUGUCGUGAAUUUCUGAGAAGGUAUCGAGAGUGUCUGGAGUAGUAAUAGUGAGAGUACUCACCAUCAUCCUCUUCUGUUGCCCCCGGUCGAGCCACGAAGUAUGGUUCCGAUGGCACUGCACCUUCCUGAUACCAGUUCUUAGCCUCCUUCUUUACCAAAUCAAUCUGCAUUAUUAUAAAUUCGUUUACCUUAGUAAUGGUGUUCGAGGAAGUUGCAUGGCUAAUAUGUGAGUGUAGAGAUCAUAACUAACUAAAUUCUUUGUUA
This is a messenger RNA of Humulus lupulus (European hop), 1905 nucleotides long. Its product is annotated as probable transcriptional regulatory protein At2g25830. Gene Ontology annotation, cellular component: chloroplast. The record is from RefSeq and is a predicted model, not a curated record. The transcript is spliced from 8 exons. The coding region runs from base 400 to 1383 and encodes 327 amino acids. Lineage: Eukaryota; Viridiplantae; Streptophyta; Magnoliopsida; Rosales; Cannabaceae.